Messenger RNA from Nerophis lumbriciformis (worm pipefish), 1434 nucleotides. NCBI's taxonomy places the organism in Eukaryota, Metazoa, Chordata, Actinopteri, Syngnathiformes, Syngnathidae. The record is from RefSeq and is a predicted model, not a curated record.
AUGAACCCGCAGACAAGUUUACGAGUACGUUUACCGGCGUUAGUGUUGGCGUUGCAAGUCGCCCUCCUGAUUCUGUACGCCAUCUUUGUCACCUACGACGACGACGCCAACGCCAAGCUACAAAAUAAUGAGACCGACCCGAUGGAGAACAGCGUUUAUAGCGACUAUCCUUUCUUCGCCGACAUCCAAGUGAUGAUCUUCGUAGGCUUCGGGUGCCUGCUGGCCUUCUUCCGAUUCUACGGCUUCAGCGGCAUGGUCUUCAACUUUCUCACGGCCACCUUUAGCAUCCAGUGGGCUAUUAUCUUCCAGGGUUUUUUCCAGUUCUACUACGAUGGCAAAAUUCACCUGGGUGUGAUGAACCUGCUGUACGCAGAGUUCGCCUGCGCCGUGGUGCUCAUCUCCUUCGGGGCCGUGCUGGGCAAGGUGAGUCCGGUGCAGCUCCUGGUGAUGGCUUUGCUGGAGAUCCCCGUGUUCGCCGUGACAGAGUGGGCCGUAUUGAAAUACGUCCGAAUAAACGACGCCGGCGGCAGCAUCCUCAUUCAUUUGUUCGCCUGCUACUUUGGCCUGGGCGUGACCUUUGCGCUGUAUCGCCCGGCCCUCGGUGAAGGGCACCCCAAAGAAAUCACCAGUUACCAUUCGGACAUCCUCUCCACGAUGGGAACCUUGUUCCUCUGGGUCUUCUGGCCCUCGUUCAACUCCGCGCUCACCUUCAAAGGUGACGAUCAACACAGAGCCAUUCUGCACACCUUUAUCGGUCUGAGUUCAUCCACCAUCACCGCUUUCGCCCUUUCGGCGGUGUUUAACAAGAGAGGCAAGCUCACGAUGGCCGACAUCCAGAACGUGACUUUGGCCGGCGGCGUGACGGUAGGGGCGUCGGUGGACAUGAUGAUCUCUCCUUCGGCCGCCUACGCUCUGGGCAUCCUGGGCUGCGCCGCUUGCUUCUUUGGAUACAAAUAUCUAAGCCCCUUUCUAGCACGCCACAUGAAGAUCCAGGACCAGUGCGGCAUUCACAACCUGCACGGACUCACGGGCCUGAUUUCGUCCGCGGCCGGAAUCUGCGCCAUCCUGCUCGCCACCGAGGAAACCUACGGGCCCAGCAUGUACCGGAUCUUCUCCCACCGCGCGCCGCCCGAGGGAGAUCCCAAGCUGCUGGAGCUUCGGAAACUGAUCCCCGGGCUGAAGGCGGGCUUGGGGCGUACGGCGCGACAGCAGGCGCUCUACCAACUGGCAGCCAUCUUUUCCACCGUGGCGGUAUCCACCGUCGGCGGGCUGCUGACCGGUUUGGUCUUGAAGCUGCCGUUUUUGGCUUCACCUUCAGACGAGGACUGUUUCGAUGACGAGGUCUUCUUUGAUAUGCCGUCACAUUUGAACGGCGUAGAAGUUAACAAGAGCGCCGUCAUCUGCGAUGAUGUUCGUGUCCAGAAAACAAAUUAG